Molecule: messenger RNA, 1176 nt
Organism: Kluyveromyces lactis
Lineage: Eukaryota; Fungi; Ascomycota; Saccharomycetes; Saccharomycetales; Saccharomycetaceae
Gene: PHO23
Product: Pho23p
Exons: 1
Coding region: 1-1176 (391 amino acids)
Biological process (GO): regulation of DNA-templated transcription
Cellular component (GO): Rpd3L-Expanded complex; nucleus; Rpd3L complex
Source: RefSeq, a predicted model, not a curated record
AUGGCAGCACCUGCAAAUUUAUACCCUGGUCUUAAUGAUAUUAGUGAUGUAUUGGAAGAGGUGCCAUUAGACGUUUCACGGUACAUGACUCUACUCUAUGAAAUUGAUGCUAAAUGCGUUAAUAUAAUUCCUGAACUAAAUAAAUGCAUUAAAGGAUUCCUUGGUGGGAGAAACGUUCCUGAUGAGUCCAAGGUUCCUCUACGUGUGAUAAACCAAUGGUUUCAAGAGCUGAUCCCGUCAUUGGAAGAGAAGAUGCAUGUUUCAUCUAUAGCCUACGAUUCUUUAGAAAGGUUAACGGACAGGUUGGAAUUAGCCUACGAGGUUGCUAUUUCCAAUCAAGAGAUUCCAGAGAAGUUAAGACUAGGUAACGAUAACCAUCCAGCGAUGCAUUUGCAUCGUGAGCUUAUGGCUAAGGUCGAAUCAAAUGUAAUGACGAAGUCUCAACAAGCACUGAAAAGUGAAUCCCGUAGAGAAGCCAUGGCUGCAAAGAAGACAACUGGGGGAACUGCUGUUCAAGGUGGGAACGCUGCUGGAACGGCAAAUUCAGGUUCUGUCGGAUCCACAGCUGGUUCUACUUCAACUUCUGGAACCGGUGCCUCCACAGCAGUCGCAGGAUCAGAACCAGUAGUUGCGGCGGUAGGAUCACAUGGAAAUGCUCCAAACCAAGGAGCAAACACUCAAACAAAUGGUCACAACCGCUCUUCCACUAUGGCAGGUCAUAAGAACGGAAAUGCGCAUAACCACAACCAUAAUGACAAUAGCCAUUCUCAUGCAGAUGAUAUACAACCAGCGAACACUAAGAAAAGGAGAAAUAACAACGGGACAACUACUGUCUCAACAUCUAGUUCAAACAAUAACAACUCUUCUGCAAAUAGUACUGCCGCACAAAGAAGGAACAAAAAAAGAGUAAACACCACGGCUGCUAACAAUGGCGUUACCGGGAGUAACACGACAGCUGUAAAUGCAGUCAACGCAUCAAAUAAGUAUCAAAACAGACCAAAGAUCAACGAAUAUGGAGAAGCACUGUAUUGUUACUGUAAUCAGGUCGCAUACGGAGAAAUGGUUGGAUGUGAUGGCGAAAACUGUCAAUUAGAAUGGUUCCAUCUUCCCUGCAUUGGCUUGGAAACGCUACCUAAAGGGAAAUGGUACUGCGAUGACUGUUUGAAAAAGAAUUAG